AUGUGUAUUUCUCCCAUCAUUUUCAUGGGCAGAUGGGUCAUCGUUCCCUUUGCGGGGAAGGCAUGCGGCAAGCAGAGCGAGAUUAUUUUCUUUGAUGCAUUCCAAUCGGAGAUCCUCACGAACAACGCCUCGCUCCAAAAUCAAGAAUUCGUUUCAAUGUUCGGCUGUUGUUCUUCGCUGUGUGGGGGGGUUCCCGAAGAGGAGGAGGUCCCUGCCCGGGGAGUCAACGCUGAUCCUCGAUCAUUGUCCAAAAGUGUCAACUCGACUAAAUCGGUGGAAUCGAAUGACAAAGACAAUGGUACUCCAGCUAUCCCCAACCAUGUAGAGAAAGAUUUGGAACUUCCGAAGGAUACUACAGAAGCUGAGCCAAAACCUGAGUCAAACCUUGAAUCGAAGUCCCAGGGUGAAGAAAAGGCGCAGGAAAGUGCUGGGGUUGCUGACAAGGAGUCGUUAUUGCCGAAAGGCAGCUCGAUGUCGACAAAUCAGAACCUUGAGCCUUCAGUCGUUGGUGAGGUUGGAUCCAUGCGAACAGAUGACCUUAAGCACGGUACCGAGACAUUGGUAUUUGAGCCACGCGCGACACCAAGAACAGUCUUCAAGGAGAAGAACAAUCACCCAAUUCCGCAGUCUUCUUUAGCCGGUGCAAAAUCUGUACCUAAUGCAGCUGCCGCAAGACCUCCCAGGCCACCACCCAACAAUUCUGUAAGCAAGAAUCAACCUCAGCAAAGUCCGAGUAGUGCCGUGCAUGACUUGGAAAUGGUAGUUGCUCAAUUUCCUGAUAGAGCCAACGCUUUUGAGAAUGGUGAUCAGAGUUAUCAGGAAAUUCCUUAUGCAGAUAUUCUACCAGCAGGAGAGGAUCAGGAGGAAACAGGGGAAAUAGUUAAAGAUGGAGAUCCCAAGUGCAAACCAGGGGCCUCGGUCUAUGUGAGCAAGAAAUGGCUUCACGUGCAGUACUUUCAAGAUUUACGUGGAUUGCGGGGAGUGCUGACAAGAAGGGGAGUGAACGGUGCAGCUUGGUAUGCGUCGUUUCCAGGUCGCAUUGAGCAGGCAUUCAGCACUGGGCUCCACGGUCAAUAUGUGCUUUGCUAUGCAGAAUCGGACGAGGAGCAGACGGCGGCGAUUCAAGAAAGCAGCGCCAUAGAGAUGAACGGGCAGCCCAACGAGGAGCAAACGACCUCCAAUGGGGUUUUAAGCCAUGACGAGCCCUCGGCUGAACCAUUCUCCUCUGAUCAACUGCCAAGGCCGCACGUGCACAACACUGACCAGAAGAUCCUUGACGAUUGGAAGGCGAAAGCCGAGCAGAGGGAAGCUGAGUUGAAGCAGCAGGCCGCAGAUGAGGAGGUAGCGCAUCAGCUCCAACCGCAGAACAAGGAUUCAGUGCAGGAUGCCUCGGUAGCCGUUGCUACGGAUGCUCCCUUGGCCGCACCGCGAGGGGGUAGACAUUCAGCUCGCGGGAUCGGGUCAGCUAGGGCUGCGAUUGGGACCUUGAUGGGACAGGGGUCAGCUAGGCUCAAGGAACGGCCGCCCUCUGCCAGGUCCCGCGCGCAGAUGGGGGCUCCUCCUCUGGGCUCAGGGAGGAUCUCAGCACGGCGAGCGGUAGACGGGACAACGAGCUCGAACCUCUCUGCUCGUCGAACUCUUUCGUUAACGGGGGUAGUCACCCCGGACAUCGGCAUGUCGCCCAGGGAUGAUCUCACUCCUGAGUCCCCUCGGGAUGGAGGGAGGACCGGGCGGUUGUUCAAGUACCCCGAGUGGGAUGAGUAUGAACUCUUCGACUCCGACGACUUGUGGUCGGAGCACGCUUACCUCCUCUAUGGAGAAGUGAUGGGACCAGGGCAAGGGCCUGCUGUCUUCAUCUGGAUCGGUCAAUACUUUGACGAGUGCGACUACCUCGACGACGACGCAUGCGACAGGUUUGCGCUCAAGGCGGCGCGAGAGUUCCAGCUAGCAUGUGGAGGAAACAUCCCGAUCGGGCCUAUCCACGUGGUAAAGGAGCUCGAGGAGGAGGAGGACUUCUGGGAGUACUUCGUGCUGGGAUGA
Guillardia theta CCMP2712 is the source of this 2040-nucleotide messenger RNA. RefSeq lists its product as hypothetical. NCBI's taxonomy places the organism in Eukaryota, Cryptophyceae, Pyrenomonadales, Geminigeraceae. The record is from RefSeq and is a predicted model, not a curated record. The coding region runs from base 1 to 2040 and encodes 679 amino acids. The transcript has 7 exons.